Molecule: messenger RNA, 797 nt
Organism: Leptinotarsa decemlineata (Colorado potato beetle)
Lineage: Eukaryota; Metazoa; Arthropoda; Insecta; Coleoptera; Chrysomelidae
Source: RefSeq, a predicted model, not a curated record
GUUAGUGAUAUGACUAAAUAAGAUAAAGAGGGAUAUUUGAAAUUUUGAAGGUUAUGUUUGGUUUUCCAACUUUUUAAAUUAAUUCAAGAAAGUUUUUACUCUUUCCAUCACAUGGAGAACUUGAAUGCUGCGAUACCCGCAAUAGAUAAUUUGAGCAACUUGUCUCCACAAGAAUUUCAGAAUAUGCUUACGUCGUGGUUUGAAGAAAAAGGAAUAGUUUCUGAUCUCAGAUCCCACCUUCGUUUCAAAAUGAUUAAUGUGCUUAAAAACACAGCCAUCGGUAGAGACAUCAAUAAAAAGACGCCUCAUCAUAAUACUUUGUCGAAACAAGCAAUAAAUCUAAUUGUAGCUGAGUUUCUGAUGAAAAAUAACUGCCACUAUAGUUUGUCCAUUUUUAAUACAGAAGCUGCCCUUACGAAUAUAUUUCCAGAGUACCCAUUGUUUGAUAAUUCUAAGGAACCUUUUCAAUACGACUCUGAGACCAUUCUGAAUAUACUGGAACUUAUUGGUGUAUCAAAAGGCAGUGAAUUUGCCAAAGCAGUAUUGAAUUUAUAUUUCCAAAGUCAAGAAAAUUGUAUCCUGUCUUGUCUGGUAAUAUUACUUUGCAAACUAACAGUAGGAAAGUCAAAAGAGAAGGAUGAGGAUAUAACACAAAUUGAUUUAUCCAAGGAAUCGAAUUUCUUAAAACAAGUAGGUAACAUUUUAUUGAAGAAUAAAGUAUCUUCAGAAAAUAUAAUGGACAUGUUAAGGAAUAUAGACUUUUUUCACAACGUGGAACUGACGAAUAUUGAAGAAAG